Molecule: messenger RNA, 1069 nt
Organism: Paramecium sonneborni
Lineage: Eukaryota; Ciliophora; Oligohymenophorea; Peniculida; Parameciidae
Source: the annotation of a GenBank genome assembly
AUGCAUAAAACAUAUCAAUUUGACUCAAAUUAAAAACCAAAAAUUAAAGACUUAUGUUAGGAAGAUAAAAAGAAAAUAGGAAAAUUAAUAAAAAAAUUAGCACAAGAGAGAGAAGAAAAAGAAAUGCUGUUAAAAAAAUUAGCAGAAAUGCAAUAAUCAGAAUAAAAAUAAUAAAGAUUAUAAACUGAAAUUGAAAAAAUAGAUGAAGAAAUUUCUCAAUUAUAAGAUUAAGAAAAAAAAUCAAACUAUUAACCUCCUUAAUUAUAAACUCUAAGCAAAUAAAAGUUUUUAUAAAAAUUUGAAAAUGAAGAUGAAAACUUAUAAAAUUUACAUUAAAGUCCAAAUUUUAAGGUGCUAAACCAAAUAAAUGAAGAUUAAAGUUCCUCCUUUAUUAUACCUAUUACUUAAAGAGACUCUCCUAUCAAAGUUGAUCAACAAAUUCAAACUUCUAUUAUGCAAUAACAAAUUUAACAAUAAACAUAAGUAUAAUAAAAAAAGUCAUCAAAAAAGAAGAAGGAGAUAUUGAUGAAAAAGAUUUAAGAAUUUGAAAAAAUAGUGAAUAGAUUGAAUUUUUCAAAUGAAUAGGUAUUUAAUGUCACUUAUUUAGAGUAUUGAAUUAACUACUAAUAGAAAAUCUGAAGAUCAAAAUUCUCAAUUAAAUAAUACUAGUUAUCUUCAAAAUGUUUUUUAGAAACUUUUAAAUAUUGAAUAAUAAUCACUCUAAACUUAAUAGACUGUAAGAUCAGAAUAAUAGAGUGAAAUAUAAUAGACAUAAUUUUAAUAAUAGUAUAAUGAAGAUGAUCUUAUUAUUUAGUUAUUAAAUUCAGAUGCUUCAUCUUAUAAACCUUAAAAUUAAAAUACUUAAACCAAUGUUUCAAAUAUAUCUAGAUAAUAAACAAAACAAAGACAAAGUAAAAAUAAUUCUACGAUAAUACAUAAUGAAAACAAACAGAAUAAGUAAAAAAUAACAUUCGAUUAAAUUCCAUCACCCAUUGUAUAAGAUGCAUAUUGCAAGAAUGUGAUAUAAAAAUAUAACUCAUUAUUGUAAGAAUUAAAUAGAUAAUAAUGA